ACAAAGUGCAAUUGAUAAAAUUAAAACAGCUCCUCGGCUCGCAUAACAUGCAAAGAAAGUCAAAGAAUGCGGUGUGCUCUUUUUCGUAAAAUCUUUAUUUAGUAUCUUUUUAUGAGUGGGAAAAUUGCGCGUAAUUACACACACAAGGACACACCCUGGAGAAUCUGGUGUCUCAAAUGAGAUAGAGAAACAAGCUUGUCGGAUCUCAUGACCAGCGGCUACUCUAAGCGUGCAUCAAACUGACAUGCGCAGUCACCUUCUAGUCCUCGUGCAGCGAGUGGGUUUGUGGACAUGGCCUGCAAGUCAGGUUGCAUUUUGUCCAUCUAAUGCCAACAAAUUUUAAGAGAACUGAUUGGAGUCAAGGGAAAAUUAACAUUUGAUAAUUUUCAGCAAGAGAUGUUUUCUUUCCUUCAAGAUUAAACAUGAUUCCCGGUGCAUUGACAACGAGUCGUUUAGGCCCGACUGGCCUAAAUUUUGGAAAAGAAAGUAAAUGGUAUGUGACACAUAUUGAAGACAACAGUGGUUUCUUUUACUUGCAGCAAAGCGACAGUUCAAUAUCAGUGAAAUAUGAACGGCUCAGCCAGGAGAUGGAAUCGGCAAUUGCGGCAGGCAAGCUUCCAUGCUUCAGCUCAGUUCCUGGAAUUGGUGAGCUGUGUGUUGCGCAGUUCACCGAGGACGAGCUGUGGUACAGGGGGCAAAUUUUGAGCAUAGAUGAAGAAGAUAACGCAGAACUUAUUUUUAUCGAUUAUGGAAACGGUGAGGUAUUGCCUUGGAAAGCAUUAAGAGUGAUCCCAGAAGAAUUCAGAGAGCUGCCUCCACAGGCAAUUCAAUGUCGUCUGGCAAACAUAGACCCAGUUGGGGGAAUUUGGAGCAAGAAGGCAAUAAAGCUUUUGAGGGAGUUGGUACUGGACAGAGAGCUUGUUGGGGUCCCAACCCAUUUGUGUAAAACAGGAGCUGUAGUGAUAAAGCUUUUUGGAGAUGUUGAGAAAUCAGUUGUGGUUGCCAAACAACUUGUGAUUGCUGGUUUUGCCCACUGGAAAAAAGUGAAGUCCUCAUUAAGCCAGUCAAGCUCUAGCACCUCCAGCUCAGUUAGCGCUUCACUGUCCGUCACUGCUAAACCAGGUGGACCAGGAGAGGUACAUCUUAAAGCUGGUUCUCAUUAUGAUUUGUGCCUUUCACACACAGAUAGCUUGGAUAGCUUCUACUGCCAACCAAUUCAGUAUAGGGAGAGUUUCAGGCAGAUGGAUGAUGAAUUGCAGCAAUUUUAUAGCUCAAGCCAACAUGACAGUCUCAAUCUGGUAAACAUGAAUGUUGGCCAAUUCUGUUGUGCAAAAUUCUCAGAAGAUAAAAGAUGGUAUAGAGGCAUCAUAAAGCAAUUGCAUGGGGGCAACAGGUGUGAAGUGCAGGCUGUUGAUUACGGACACAGAGAAGCGUUCCCGGUUUCAGUGAUAAAGGAAUUACUCACCAAAUUCCACAAUCUCCCAGUUAUAGGUCUCCAUUGCGGUCUCUGUGGUAUCAAACCAGCUGACCAGGAAGCUGCAUUUGAUGAAGAAAUUGUAAAGAAAUUUGAAGACAUGAUCAUAGAUAAAGAUUUAGUAGGCCUUGUAAAUACAGUUGAGGACUCAGGGAAAGUCCUUUUAACAAUUUAUGACACAACAGAAUCAAGGGAUGGGGUAAAUGUCAACAAAGAGCUUGGUAAAUUAAGCAAAGUAGUAUUUGAGAAAAGCAAAGAGGAAUCUUCUGGAAGAAGCUUCAGUUCACAAAGUGUUGGUCAAGCAAGUGUGCAGCUACAUUUUGUGGGUAUGAGUUUGAACCCAGGUGAUGCUGAAGUUGGCUAUGUAGCAUUCGCAGUAUCACCAUUUGAUUUUAGCUGCCAGGUAGCGAAGAAUCUUACAAACCUGGAUAGCAUGAUGAAUGAUUUGAAUAAUGAGUAUGCCAGUUUGAAGCCAGGACAACAGAAACUGCAGAUAUUUCAACCAGGAACUCCAUGUUGUGCAAGGUACAGUGAAGAUGGCAGGUUCUACAGAGCAGAGCUGGUCAAAGUUGAAGGUCUGAAUGCAAAGAUAUUCUUUGUUGAUUAUGGAAAUGAUGAACAAUGUAGAGCAGACGAGUUGAAACAUUUAAAAAAGGAGUAUCUAAAGCUACCGAAGCAGGCUUUCAAGUGCAAACUUUCUGGAAUUGAGAUUCCUGCUAGUGGCAACUUUUCACUAGAUGCAUGCAAGAAAUUCAAUGAUAUGGUCAUUGACAAAGAGUUUACCAUCAGUAUCAUGCAAAUUGACUCUGACGGUUGUGCAGAAGUAAGCUUAGUGGAAAAAAAUGACAGCAAUGUAGCAAGGUUUGAUGCAGCAGAGGUGUUAAUUGAAUCUGGCUUAGCUUCACAGGCAAAAUCCAGUUUCACAGGAAACCUUGGACCUACAGUAACCAAUAAGCCAUAUACAGAAGUUGAAGUUCCAAUUGGUGACUAUGUAGAUGUAAUGCCAACAAGUGUUGUCUCACCAGACCAGUUUUGUUGCCAGCUCUUUGAGAAAUCUGAUGAAAUAGAUGAGAUGAUGGCAGAGCUGGAAAAUGCUUAUAAAAAUAGCCAGGUUCCCAGGAACAUGCAGUUGAGGAACGGAAUGCCUUGUGUUGCCUUAUAUCCAGUUGACAAUCUUUGGUACAGGGCAGUUUUGGUACGUGCAGUAGGCCAACAGGUUGACGUCAGCUAUGUUGAUUAUGGUAACAACGAAACAGUCUCACGUGACAACAUCAGACCAAUGUAUGCAAAGUUUAUGUCAUUGCCAGCGCAGGCCUUUGUUUGUUCGCUUGGUGACGUCAGACCCAAAGACAGCAGUGGUUGGUCAAAAGCUUGUAUAACUGAGUUUUCCAAUAUGGUCGUUGAAAAGCAGUUGAUCGUUUUGGUCAAGAGAAAAGACAAAAGCAACUUACAUCACGUCGAAUUACUGGACACUUUAACCAAUCGAGAAAAACAAACAAGUAUCGCGGAAUUGUUGAUAGAAAAAGGUUUUGCACAGGCCGUUGCUCCAACCCAGGGUGCAGCUAGCUCUGUGGGUGCAGCUAGCUCUGUGGGUGCAGCUAGCUCUGCAGGUGGGCCUGUCCAAGGUUCUUCAUCAGAGAUCCCAACUGUCAAUGUCAAAGAACAAGAAGAUGUUGAGAUCACGUUUGUCGAGAAUCCAUCUUCGUUCUUUUGUCAGCAAACAUCUGUAGCCGAAAAAGUGGAGAUUUUAAUGGGAAAAUUGGAAGAUACAUACUUAAAUAUUGGGCCUAAUGAUUUAAAGAUGACGUCACCGAAACAGGGAAGCCUUUGUGCGGCAAAGUUCAGUGAAGACGGGGCCUGGUACAGAGCGAGGAUCGUAAAAGUUGUCGAUAGAGCGAAAGUUGAAAUUCAGUACAUUGACUACGGGAACUGCGAGGUGGUUGCAUUGAAUGAUUUGAAAGAGUUGAAGGGGGAAUUCCUGAAAGAUGCGGCCUAUGGUCUACACUGUUCGUUAGCUGGGAUAUCAUCUACAUCUGGAAACUGGGACACAUCCAGCGUCGAUCGAUUUAAAUCAAUGCUCGAUUACAAAGUACUCAGCGCCAAGUUUCAUACAAAACAACCCCCAUAUCAAGUCUCGCUUUUCGAAGAUGGAAAAAGCCUUGCUGAGACAGCUCUUGGUCAAGGUAUUGGGAUCGCAGCAGCUUCGUCAAAUCAAAACCAGGGGUACAACAAUCGUAAGUUAGAUGUUGGCGCAGUGGAAAGCGUCUACGUGGCACACAUUGAUGGCAUGAGUAACAUAUACUGUCAAUUGACACGAACAGAGAAUGAUUUGUAUGCCUUAAUGGAUGAAAUCGCAAAGAAGGUCAACAGUUUGCCAAAAGUCUCAUCUGUGACAACCGGAAAAGCAGUUUGUGCCAUGUUUAGUGAAGACAAUGGAUGGUAUCGCGGAGAAAUCGAGGAUGCACGUGGAAGCAGCUCAGCCCGAGUUCGUUUUGUAGAUUACGGCAAUUUCGAAGAGGUGAAGAUGGCAUCAUUACGAGAAUCGGCAUCGGAAUUUCUAGAGCAACCAAAGCACGCCCUUCUAUGCUCAAUAGACGACGGCAAUUUAAUGUGGAAAGAUAAUGCGGCAGAUCUCCUACUGCAAUUGACUGGAGACAAGGUAAUCAGUAUGGCUGUGAAGGCGAAACAGGGUGGGAAAUACCUGGUCGAGCUUCGUGAUGAAUCUGGCAUGGCCUUAACCUCAAAACUUGCAACGCAGAAGAACUCCCCCGCUGGUCCUCAGAGAGAUGUACGUCAGCCUCUAAGGAAUUCAGCAAGUGCAAGACUGCCUCUUCCAAAGCCCAAGACAGGUGUCGAGAUUAGUUUUUACGUCACACAUGUAGACUCUCUAUCUGAAAUAUACAUUCAAGACGCUUCAGAUACCGAUAAGAUUGACGAGCUCAUGCAAAAGCUUGAAGAAGUCCCAAAGGAAAAAGCCGGUAUCCAAACUGUAGAACCCGGGCUCCCAUACAUUGCUAUUUUCUCAGAAGACCAGGCACCGUAUCGAGCGGUAGUUGAGAAGAAGACCGGUUCAAAUGUAACAGUCCGGUUCGUUGAUUACGGGAAUGCGGAAGAAAAGAGCAUCAGUGAACUUUUCCGAUUACCUCAAGACAUGUUGAACAUCCCGUCGUUUUCCAUCAAAUGUUCCUUGAAAGACGCAAAGAUGCCAUCCAAUGAGAGCGGUCUGGAGAAAUUCAGAGAGAUUGUUUUUGACAAAACGCUGAAAGGUAAACUGGAACCUCUUGGAUCUGACACUUUCGAAUUAGCCAUAGCAGAUGAAUCGAUUGCCAGACAGUUUUGCAGCCAAUCAUCAAACUCACAAACUGCCUUUGCUGAUAUCAAGAUAAACCCUGGCGCCAGCCUCGAUUGCUACAUCUCUCACAUCGAAGCCCUGACUGAGUUCUAUGUUCAGCCGUGUCAUAUUGAGGCUGACCUCAAUCUCGUUGCUACCCAAGUGGCAAAAGCGGGUAACUUUCCUAGCCUUAACCAGCCUGUACAAGGGCAAGUUUGCUGUGCGAUUUUUUCCGAGGAUGGCCAAUGGUACCGUGGACAAGUUUUAGAAACAAUGGGGGUAAAAGUGCGAUUUGUCGAUUAUGGCAACAGCGAUAUGGUGGACAGAACUAACGUCAAAUCAGUACCCGCUGAAUUGCUCAAAGUCCCGCGUCUAGCAAUCCCAUGCUCCUUUGCUGGCGUUCAACAGUCUAGAAAUGAUGACAUCGAGAAGUUCGCCAAUACUACACUGGAUCAGGUUGUGUCUGUAGCAUUUAAAGGGAAGGACUCAAGUGGACAAAAUACUGUUACUUUAUGUCUUGAUGGCAAGGCACUUAGCUUUGGCAAAUCGGCAAAAAACCCUGGCCUGCAAGCAGAGACGAAGAAAGCUGCCGCUAUGACGCAUUCUAGUGCCCAGUCCCCAGCUGUGAUCGUUGAGUUCAAUGACAAAACACUGAGUUCAGGCACUGAACUGAAGGUGUUUGUCAGUUAUGUUGUUACUGCGCAGGAGUUUUAUUGCCAGUUAAGCGAAGACACUGGCAAGCUGGAUGCCCUUAUGGAAAGGCUCCAUGAAUACGCUGGAUCUGCAGGUGGACUUGUGUCAUAUGCCUCAGGGGUACCUUGUGCUGCAAAGUAUAGUGUCGAUGGUGGUUGGUACAGAGCUGCUCUCGAAUGUUUGGAUAGUCAAACGCACGCCAAAGUGAAAUUUGUAGACUACGGCAAUUUUGAUUCAGUUGCAAUUGCAGAACUGAAGGAGUUGACUGGUGAUUUGUUGGAAGAACCAGCGUUUGCUGUCAAGUGCAGCUUGGUUGGUGACGUAGGACCGGCGACAGAUUUUGAAAACCGUGUCAUGGAUCAGGAGUUGACGCUGAAAGUCAUAGGGAAACAAGGUGGGACAUAUAUGGUUGAUUUGAUUUGUGGCAACAAGAGCAUCGCCCAGGAACUUUCCAAGCAAAAGGCACCUUCGAAUCCAGGUCCAAGUGCAAAUGUGGCAAGUUUUAAGAAACCGGAAUUGCAAAUCGAAAGCGAUUAUGAUGCCUAUUUCCUUGAUGGAACUUCACCAAGCAAGUUUUAUUGCCAGUUGGCUAAGGAUGAAAUUCCAUUUGAAGCCCUGAUGACUACCAUUUGCGAGCGUGCGGGUACUUUGCCGAUGCUGGGUCACGUGAAGAAAGGAAUAAGUUGUAUUGGGCUGUUUAGUGAAGAUGGUAGUUGGUACCGAGGCACGGUGUUGGAAAUGAGGCAGGGAGAAGCAAGGCUACUGUUUGUUGAUUACGGAAACGAAGAAUGGGUGAAGAAUGAAGCCAUUAAAGAAAUUCCCGAGGACAUGCAAACUUUGCCACUGCAGGCAGUUCAGUGCUGCUUAGCGUACGCACAGCCAGCAACAGGCACAUGGAACGACCAAGAAAAAGAGUUGUUUAAAGGUAGAUGUGCAGACAAGACGUUCUCCCUGCAUGUGAUCUCAUCAAACAGCGAAUCAUUUUCUGUUGUUUUGAAGGACAAGAGCACUGGCGAUAAUAUCAACGAUUUGUUUGGCAAAUCAGUAGAAGAAGAAGCAAAGAGGCCAGCAAAAUCAAGCUCGCAAGGAACAGCCUCAUUUCAGGAAUUGACCGUAGCCAAAGAAACGAAAUACGAGGCUCUGGGCACAUUCGUCAAGCCAACAGGGCACAUUUCCUGCCAACUUGUAAAGUACGAAGGACCCUUAGGUAGCUUAAUGGAUGACAUAUCCAUAUAUUGCGACGGUAUUUCCAAGAAGGUGUCGAAUCCAGUUGUAGGCCAGGCUUGUUUGGCGCUCUUUCCAGAAGACGAUUCGUGGUACAGGGGGAAGAUUGUUAAGGUUGGUGGAGCAAUCACAGUAAAGUUUGUUGAUUUCGGAAACGAAGCUGAUGUCCCUCUGGAUGAUAUACGAGAAGCAAGACCCGUUGACCUCGAGCUGUCGGUCACGUGUCUUGAUUGCAUUGUGCCAGGAAUCCCAGUGAGAGAAGACGUAAUUUCAUUUCUGGAAGAGCAAUGCGUCAAUCAAGAGCUGAUUGUUGACGUAAAGGAUGUUACUGGCGAGUCCUCAGCUAUUGCCCAUAUUUCCUUAUCAGCUACUGGAGAGUCGAUCAAAGAUAUGGUGUUAAAAAAGUUUUCAGCUACACUGCCGAAAGAAAGUGACACCUCAAUAACGUCUACUGCUCCUGCCAAGAAGUUUAAAUACUCGAAAGUUGAUUUUGAAGUCAACUCAACAGAAAACAUGCUGUGCAGUUUUGUAAGAUCACUUGACACAGUCGAGGCUCACGUGCUCAGGUACUCAAAUGAAUUCGACGAAAUGAUGGAUAAAAUCGCAGUGCAUUGUGGUAAUUCUGACGGACCUGUGACUAAGCCGUACGUUGGUCAAUGCUGCCUUGGAAAGUACCCUGUUGAUGGGGGCUGGUAUAGAGCCGUGAUAUUAUCAACUUCGAGUGACAUAUUGAAACUGAGAUACAUCGAUUAUGGAAACGAGGAUGAAGUGCCAUUUGCAGACGUUCGAGAAAUGACUGAAGAGUUCAUGCAGUUGCCAGCCUUAGGGAUCACAUGCAAGUUACACGACGUUCACAGAGAAGAUCUUGACGCCUCUGCCGGGAAGCAAUGGUUGGAGGAUUCCUGCCUCAACAACGAGUAUUCUUUCAAGUUUAUGACAAAAGCAGAUGCAAAUGGAUGUUUUGAGGUCAACAUGAGUUACCUGGGAAGUGAAGAGACUGUAAAUGACGGAUUAUACAACAAGUUUGCGUUAGAAGAGGAAGCUGUCCCUUUGGAGGAGGCUACCUCCACUUCAUUGCGAGACACUGAUGCAGGUCAAGUCACUACGUCAUCCACUAUGGAGGAAAAAUCUGCCCAUGUAAGUGAUGAGAAAAGGGCGCUGGCAAGAAUGAAAGAAGUUGAACUGGAUGGCUCGCCCAGUAUUGGGGCCAUUUGUUGUUUUGUUGAUGAUGCUCUUCAAGUGCACUGUCAACCUUCAAAUGUACAAGAGGAGUUGGAAAAACUGAUGGUGCACAUAUCGCAUUAUUGCGCAGAAGAAACAGGCCAAGCUACUACGUUUGAAGUCGGCAUGGCAUGCUUUGCCCAGUUUGCGGAUGACAACGAAUGGUAUCGCGCUGAAAUUAUCAAGGUAGAAGGGGACCAGUGUACCGUGCGUUAUGUUGACUAUGGAAACAAAGGGAUUGUAAACAAAAAUCAGAUCAUGGCUAUUACAGAGCCCUUUUUGAAGUUGCCCAAAGCAAGCUUCGCCUGCCUUCUUGAAGGAACAGCAUCGUUCAACAAACAAAAUCUGGCGGUUAAGACAUUUUUGGAGGAGAGACUUUUGGAGGCAGUGGUUGAGGUGGCUGUGAUCGAAAGGGUGGAUGCUGGAGUUUGUAUAGCCAAGGUAUUUGUUGAUGGCCAUGAUGUGAAUGCUUUGGUGCAAACAAAAUUUGUUACCGCCGAUUUGGCAGAAGGAAGCAGCGGUAAAAAGGACAUUGCUCAGGGUGAUAGCUCAGGACAAGAAGUAAUGAAACUAGUGGAUCCAUCUAUUGAGGUGAAAGCGAUGGAAAAUGCUAUUUGUACUCAUAUUGAAUCACUACACCAAGUCUACUGCCAGCUUACAAUCUAUCAACCUGAUCUGGACAUCCUUUCUGAACAAAUGCAGACGUAUUGCAAUGGAGAUGGUGGAAGCCAAGCAGAACCAGUGGCUGGUAAUGUGUGCCUGGCGCGCUUCACGGAGGAUGAAAUGUGGUACAGGGCAGUUAUAACAGAGGUGCUUGAUGGUAAGGUGAAGGUCACUUUUGUUGACUACGGAAACACUGACAUCGUGUCUCUGAAUGCGACACGUGCACUGACUGGCGAUUUCAGUGUUCUUCCUAAGACGUCAAUCAAAUGCAGCCUGCAUGAUGUUCAUAAUGACGAUCUAGAUGUAAAUGCCGCCAUAACAUGGCUGCAGGAAAACGUUCUUGAGCAGGAGCUGAAUGUUGAAGUUGUUGAAAUAAUUGAUGGCACAUACGACUGUAUAUUGUCACAACCCGGUGCAGACGGAACUAUUAAUGAUCAGCUCUAUGCGUUGUUUGAGGUAGCUGUGCAGGAGGGGCGAUGGAGGAAGAUCGUAAAGGAGGCUGCUGUAAAAGAGGCUGCUGUACAAGAGGCUGCUGUAAAAGAGGCUGCUGUACAGGAGGCUGCUGUACAGGACGCUGCUGUAAAAGAGGCUGCUGUACAGGAGGCUGCUGUCGAGGUUACCCAGUCGAAAGAAGCAGGUGACUCCAAGGCAGAUAAAUCAAACUCACUUGAUGCACCUAGUCAAGGUACCAACGUUGAAAUUGCUAAGUUUGACAAGCUAAAUCUAGAGAAAGGUGCCACAGACAAUAUGAUUUGUGUUCAUGUUGAUUCAUUGCACGAAAUGUACUGCCAAUUGUUGCGUUACCAGGCUGAGCUUGAUGCUGUUUCAGAGAAAAUAACACAGUUUUGUGAGACCUCUGCUGACCGGCCUAGAAACUUUGAAGUUGGGAUGGCUUGUUUAGCACAGUUUACCGAGGACGGCGUUUGGUACAGAGCUGAAGUUGUCAACGUAAUUGAGAGUGACGUAGAAGUUCAUUUCGUUGAUUAUGGAAAUAAGGAUAAAGUGUUGAAAGAAAACACUAGAGUAAUAGGAAGAGAGUUUAUGACGCUUCCAGCCACUGCAGUUAAAUGCUCGCUUCAUGAUGUACACAACAAAGACCUUGAUGUCAAUGCAGCAGUACAGUGGCUUCAGACUGACGUGAUUGGACAAGAGUUGACAGGUGAAGUUGUCGAUCAAUCUGAUCUUUUGUAUGAUUAUAUCCUGUUUAAGCCUGGAGCCGAAUGCAACAUUAAUGACGAGCUGUACGCCCUAUUUGCUCUGGAAACAGAAGAAGCACCAGCUGAGCCUAGUAACGCAGAAGAAAAUGUAGAAAAAGUUGAAAACAUAUCCGUUGCUGUGGAAACUAAGGAACAAGAAGUUGUGACACAGUCUGAUGCUGAUAAGGUACCUGCUGUUAGUGAAAUCGCUCAUAGGUUUGUGCAGCCAAAAUUGGAGCUAGGGGCUAAGGAAAGUGUAUUCUCCGUGCAUGUUGACUCAGUCCAACAUAUUACCUGUCAGUUAUCGCGUUUCCAUACUGAGCUCGAAUCCCUUUCGGCAGAAAUAGAGGCGUACUGCGAAAACUCUGUUUCUAACAUUGAAAAUUUUGAAGUAGAACUUGCCUGUUUAGCUAAGUUUACAGAAGAUGGCGUAUGGUAUAGAGCAGAAGUCAAGAGUGUGGAAGAUAAUCAGGUCGGAGUUUAUUUUGUCGAUUACGGAAAUGAAGACAAAGUAACAAAGGAAAACGUCAGGGCUGCGACCAGUCAGUUCACGUCACUUCCGGUAACUUUAAUCGCAUGUCAGUUGCAUGAUGUUUUUGGCGCGGAUAUUGACUUAGAUAGAGCGUUAGUAUGGCUUCAUGAAAUCAUGAUUGAUCAUGGAUUGACUGUAGAGGUGGUCGGUAAGGUGGAUGAUGUUUAUGACUGUAUGUUUUAUAAAGCAGGACACGAAGCGUCAAUUAACGACUUGCUGUACGCAAAGUUUGAUAGGCAGGCUGCAGAGGAAGAGCAGGAGGAAUCAAAAAUUGAGACAACAGGAGAUGUCAUGCCUGAAUCCGAAGCUACAGCAUCAUCUGGACCAUUGAACGUCAAGGCGGAGGAAUUUGUUCCGACUUCCUUGUCAAGUGCCGGGAAAUCAUCUUUAAAAUGUAUCAAGUCUCGGGUCAUUGAACCAGAUUGUUCUCUUCUUCUGCAUUUGUCCCACCCUGUGUCUCCUUCUUUGUUUUGGUGCCAGUUUGAUGAUACGGCGUGUGAACUGAUAGGUCUUAUGAGCAACAUACGUUCUCGCUAUUCCCAAGGUGACAUGUCUGGCUUCUCACAAGCCCCAGAAGCCGGCACAAUCUGUUGCGCGCGAUUCUCAGAAGACAAUGAGUGGUACCGUGGGGAAGUGGUUAAUAUUUGCGACGAGGAAAGCUGCAUGGUUAAGUUCAUAGACUAUGGAAAUAUCGACGGGGUCCACUUGGAUCAUAUGAGACAGCUAGAGCCGGAAUUCUUCGAUCUGCCACGGCAGGCCGUGAAGUGCAGUCUGCAUGGUGUUAAAGCAAUAGAUGCUGGUUGGUCGGAAGAGUCAAUCGAUGAAUUUUUGGAUAUUUGCGGAAGGAAAGUGCUCGAGGUUGAUGUUUUACACAAAGAAGAUGAUGUGUUAGAUGUAAUUAUUAAAGUUCCUGACAUCGAGUCGACUGUCAACCAGUUUAUGAUUGAAAAGGGUUAUGGAAUCAAAGACAUUAACAAAACCAAUGGUGUUUGCUAUAGGGAGAGUUUCAGGCAGAUGGAUGAUGAAUUGCAGCAAUUUUAUAGCUCAAGCCAACAUGACAGUCUCAAUCUGGUAAACAUGAAUGUUGGCCAAUUCUGUUGUGCAAAAUUCUCAGAAGAUAAAAGAUGGUAUAGAGGCACCAUAAAGCAAUUGCAUGGGGGCAACAGGUGUGAAGUGCAGGCUGUUGAUUACGGACACAGAGAAGUGUUCCCGGUUUCAGUGAUAAAGGAAUUACUCACCAAAUUCCAUAAUCUCCCAGUUAUAGGUCUCCAUUGCGGUCUCCGUGGUAUCAAACCAGCUGACCAGGAAGCUGCAUUUGAUGAAGAAAUUGUAAAGAAAUUUGAAGACAUGAUCAUAGAUAAAGAUUUAGUAGGCCUUGUAAAUACAGUUGAGGACUCAGGGAAAGUCCUUUUAACAAUUUAUGACACAACAGAAUCAAGGGAUGGGGUAAAUGUCAACAAAGAGCUUGGUAAAUUAAGCAAAGUAGUAUUUGAAAAAAGCAAAGAGGAAUCUUCUGGAAGAAGCUUCAGUUCACAAAGUGUUGGUCAAGCAAAUGUGCAGCUACAUUUUGUGGGUAUGAGUUUGAACCCAGGUGAUGCUGAAGUUGGCUAUGUAGCAUUCGCAGUAUCACCAUUUGAUUUUAGCUGCCAGGUAGCGAAGAAUCUUACAAACCUGGAUAGCAUGAUGAAUGAUUUGAAUAAUGAGUAUGCCAGUUUGAAGCCAGGACAACAGAAACUGCAGAUAUUUCAACCAGGAACUCCAUGUUGUGCAAGGUACAGUGAAGAUGGCAGGUUCUACAGAGCAGAGCUGGUCAAAGUUGAAGGUCUGAAUGCAAAGAUAUUCUUUGUUGAUUAUGGAAAUGAUGAACAAUGUAGAGCAGACGAGUUGAAACAUUUAAAAAAGGAGUAUCUAAAGCUACCGAAGCAGGCUUUCAAGUGCAAACUUUCUGGAAUUGAGAUUCCUGCUAGUGGCAACUUUUCACUAGAUGCAUGCAAGAAAUUCAAUGAUAUGGUCAUUGACAAAGAGUUUACCAUCAGUAUCAUGCAAAUUGACUCUGACGGUUGUGCAGAAGUAAGCUUAGUGGAAAAAAAUGACAGCAAUGUAGCAAGGUUUGAUGCAGCAGAGGUGUUAAUUGAAUCUGGCUUAGCUUCACAGGCAAAAUCCAGUUUCACAGGAAACCUUGGACCGACAGUAACCAAUAAGCCAUAUACAGAAGUUGAAGUUCCAAUUGGUGACUAUGUAGAUGUGAUGCCAACAAGUGUUGUCUCACCAGACCAGUUUUGUUGCCAGCUCUUUGAGAAAUCUGAUGUAAUUGAUGAUAUGAUGGCAGAGCUGGAAAAUGCCUAUAAAAAUAGCCAGGUACCAAGGAACAUGCAGUUGAGGAACGGGAUGCCUUGUGUUGCCUUAUAUCCAGUUGACAAUCUUUGGUACAGGGCAGUUUUGGUACGUGCAGUAGGCCAACAGGUUGACGUCAGCUAUGUUGAUUAUGGUAACAACGAAACAGUCUCACGUGACAACAUCAGACCAAUGUAUGCAAAGUUUAUGUCAUUGCCAGCGCAGGCCUUUGUUUGUUCGCUUGGUGACGUCAGACCCAAAGACAGCAGUGGUUGGUCAAAAGCUUGUAUAACUGAGUUUUCCAAUAUGGUCGUUGAAAAGCAGUUGAUCGUUUUGGUCAAGAGAAAAGACAAAAGCAACUUACAUCACGUCGAAUUACUGGACACUUUAACUAAUCGAGAAAAACAAACAAGUAUCGCGGAAUUGUUGAUAGAAAAAGGUUUUGCACAGGCCGUUGCUCCAACCCAGGGUGCAGCUAGCUCUGUGGGUGCGGCUAGCUCUGCAGGUGGGCCUGUCCAAGGUUCUUCAUCAGAGAUCCCAACUGUCAAUGUCAAAGAACAAGAAGAUGUUGAGAUCACGUUUGUCGAGAACCCAUCUUCGUUCUUUUGUCAGCAAACAUCUGCAGCCGAAAAAGUGGAGAUUUUAAUGGGAAAAUUGGAAGAUACAUACGUGAAUAUUGGGCCUAAUGAUUUAAAGAUGACGUCACCGAAACAAGGAAGCCUUUGUGCGGCAAAGUUCAGUGAAGACGGGGCCUGGUACAGAGCGAGGAUCGUAAAAGUUGUCGAUAGAGCGAAAGUUGAAGUUCAGUACAUUGAUUACGGGAACUGCGAGGUGGUUGCAUUGAAUGAUUUGAAAGAGUUGAAGGGGGAAUUCCUGAAAGAUGCGGCCUAUGGUCUACACUGUUCGUUAGCUGGGAUAUCAUCUACAUCAGGAAACUGGGAAAAAUCCAGCGUCGAUCGAUUUAAAUCAAUGCUCGAUUACAAAGUACUCAGCGCCAAGUUUCAUACAAAACAACCCCCAUAUCAAGUCUCGCUUUUCGAAGAUGGAAAAAGCCUUGCUGAGACAGCUCUUGGUCAAGGUAUUGGGAUCGCAGCAGCUUCGUCAAAUCAAAACCAGGGGUACAACAAUCGUAAGUUAGAUGUUGGCGCAGUGGAAAGCGUCUACGUGGCACACAUUAAUGGCAUGAGUAACAUAUACUGUCAAUUGACACGAACAGAGAAUGAUUUGUAUGCCUUAAUGGAUGAAAUCGCAAAGAAGGUCAACAAUUUGCCAAAAGUCUCAUCUGUGACAACCGGAAAAGCAGUUUGUGCCAUGUUUAGUGAAGACAAUGGAUGGUAUCGCGGAGAAAUCGAGGAUGCACGUGGAAGCGGCUCAGCCCGAGUUCGUUUUGUAGAUUACGGCAAUUUCGAAGAGGUGAAGAUGGCAUCAUUACGAGAAUCGGCAUCGGAAUUUCUAGAGCAACCAAAGCACGCCCUUCUAUGCUCAAUAGACGACGGCAAUUUAAUGUGGAAAGAUAAUGCGGCAGAUCUCCUACUGCAAUUGACUGGAGACAAGGUAAUCAGUAUGGCUGUGAAGGCGAAACAGGGUGGGAAAUACCUGGUCGAGCUUCGUGAUGAAUCUGGCAUGGCCUUAACCUCAAAACUUGCAACGCAGAAGAACUCCCCCGCUGGUCCUCAGAGAGAUGUACGUCAGCCUCUAAGGAAUUCAGCAAGUGCAAGACUGCCUCUUCCAAAGCCCAAGACAGGUGUCGAGAUUAGUUUUUACGUCACACAUGUAGACUCUCUAUCUGAAAUAUACAUUCAAGACGCUUCAGAUACCGAUAAGAUUGACGAGCUCAUGCAAAAGCUUGAAGAAGUCCCAAAGGAAAAAGCCGGUAUCCAAACUGUAGAACCCGGGCUCCCAUACAUUGCUAUUUUCUCAGAAGACCAGGCACCGUAUCGAGCGGUAGUUGAGAAGAAGACCGGUUCAAAUGUAACAGUCCGGUUCGUCGAUUACGGGAAUGCGGAAGAAAAGAGCAUCAGUGAACUUUUCCGAUUACCUCAAGACAUGUUGAACAUCCCGUCGUUUUCCAUCAAAUGUUCCUUGAAAGACGCAAAGAUGCCAUCCAAUGAGAGCGGUCUGGAGAAAUUCAGAGAGAUUGUUUUUGACAAAACGCUGAAAGGUACGGACCAUUGUUUUUGUUAGCUAAAAACUGUACAGUUACAAGAUUGUGGGCUGUUAUACAGGUUCGUUGGCCUCUGCAUUAUCUCUCGCCCCCCCCCCAAUUUUUAAUUCAUGUCGUUAACCAUGUAAUAACCUGAAACUUCCAUAUUUGAUAAUGAUGCUUUGAUAAUAGAUGCUUUGAUUUUCUCGCGCAUGCGUUAUUGAAAACGAGGUUAGAGGUGGAACAUUCCCGGAAAAUAUUCACGCAAGUAGUAAACUCUCCUUCUUCUGGAACUUCGCGAUCGCUUAAAAUGCUGGCCUCUAAGACGAAACUUGUGAAGGAUGUUAAACGUAGUGGGACUGGUGCUUACUGCGCUGCUGUUAACUGCAAUAACAACAGAAAGUCAUGCCCCAAUCUUCAGUUCUACCGUUUCCCAUCGGACGAAAGCCGGUGAGUAGGCCUAAAUUUAAUUCGCUUCAACAGGAUCUUCUUGUUUCAACGUAAAACACUCGAACUUUUUAAAGAAAUUAAUUCAUAUUUAUUGAUUAAAAGAUCUUUUUUACUUUAUAGAUGCAGAAAAUGGGUACAAAAUAGCAGGCGACAGGAUCUGCUUAACAAGUCAACCGCCUACUUGAACAAAAAUUGCUACGUUUGUUCCAAACAUUUUGAAAAGGAAUUUUUGCCAAAAUUCGUUAACGCAAGGUCCCGAUUAUCAAAGAAUGCAAUCCCCACCCUUUUUGAUGUCCCAAAUCCCCCGCCAAUAGUUGGAAGUAAAAGAGCCCCCCCAAAGCCAAGACAACCAGGUAAACAUACAAAUAUUCCUUCAUAUGUUGUAAAACACGUAAGAUGAGCUUGUAAGUUUAGUUCAAUUACUUCUAAAAUUUGUUUGUAUUUUUUCCUUUUUUAUGGUCUUUGCUAGCCUAUUGUCUCAACACUAUAGCUAUUUUGCAAAAAAAUAGAGUUCCUGACCGAAAAGGGUUGUUUUACCUAUACAAGCAUUUUAUUGUGUUUUUAGGUAUUUCAAAAAAACAAAAAUUGGACCUGGAUAACUAUGGAACUGGUGAUAGAUUUGAUAAAUGUAAGUGUUGACAUUUUCUUAAUCAACUUCUGCAACAAAAAUCUACAUCAUAAAUUUUGGUAUCUUAUUGUUUGCACUUUUUGAAAUAUUGAAUGUAAUUCCGUUUUUUCGCAUUUUGUAACUUUACUGUUAUUUUUUCAAAUAUGAAAUGAUUGAUAGAUUGCAAAUGUAUACUCUGCAUUUUGUUAGGUAACCCUGAUGAAAUUGAAGAGGAUAGCACACCUAUAGAGGCUGCUGAUCAAAGCAAGUACAAUUAUAUUUUUUUUAAGAAGCUGCUUUUCAUAAAUCUUAAUUAUCAAAUAUUUUAUUUGCAGACAUUUUAAUUAAAAAUGGCCUAAUAUGAUUGUUGCUGACUACUGACAUCUCUGUUGAAUCAUUGUAUUUUUUAGGGAAAGAUGAGUCACCUUCAUCAACAAAUGGAGAAAAUAACAAAUAUUGUCAGUUUUCCCAAACCCCUGCUCAAUUUACUAUCAACACCCCAAGGAAAAGAAAACUCAGAUCCCUUUUGAAGAAAAAACGCAACAAAAUAGCCCUUUUAUCAAAGAAAUUGUCAUUUGGAAAGAAUCUCUGUUCAUCCUCCCCCCUUAAGAAAAACAAGAAGCGUGCAAUGAAGGCCUUGGAAUUACUAGAUGGAGUUAUUUCUCCUGAACUUCAUAAUUUUCUUAAAUGCCAAAUCAAAUUGUCCUCUCAGAAACCAAAAGGUUGUAGAUAUGAUGAUGCUUUUAAAGCAUGGGCACUCAAUUUGUACCACAUCAGCGGGAAAUCAUAUAGAUUUCUUGCUAAAUUGUUCCAUUUACCUACCAAAAGAACUCUCACUCGAAUGGUCUCUAGAUUUGCAUCUGAAGCUGGUUUCUCAGAGAAAUCUCUUUAUGUGGUAAAGGAAAGGAUAGCUUCAAUCCCUGAAAGUGCAAAGAUAUGUUCUCUUAUGAUGGAUGAAAUGUCUCUAAAGAGUCAUCUUUUCUAUGACAUAUCUAAUGACCACAUUGUAGGUUUGGAAGAUUAUGGUAGUGGAGAAAGUUCAGGUCUUCCUGCCACUUCUGCACUUGUUCUAAUGGUCAGAGGUGUCCUUUUCAACUGGAAGCAGCCAAUUGCAUAUUUUCUUGUAAAUGAAUCAAGUGGAAGUAGCCAGUUGAAAAAAAUCCUUGCUGAAGCUCUAAAUAAUUUGGAGUCAUUGGGUUUAGAUGUUGUUUCUGUUGUGUCUGAUCAGGGUUCUAAUUUUUUAAAAUUGUUUAAGACACUUGGUGUCACUGAAGAUCGUCCUUUCUUUUAUAUGCAAGGAAAGAAGUAUUUUACAAUAUUUGAUCCUCCCCACCUUCUGAAAUCUGUCAGGAACAACUUGAUGAAAUAUGAUGUUGGAUUUGAUGGGAAAGUUGCAAGCUGGAAUGACAUAAAAUCCUUCUUUGAGAAAGACCAGAAGCUACCAAUCAGGGUUGCUCCUAAACUGACUGACAGGCAUUUAAACCUAAAUGGGUUUUUGAAGAUGAAAGUUAAACUUGCAUCUCAAGUUUUUAGCCACUCUGUGGCUGCAGGUAUUUCCACUUAUGUGGCAUUAAAUGGUCUUCCAGACACAGCUCUUGGCACUGCACAAUUUGUUUCUCAAAUGGAUACCAUCUUUGAUUGCUGUAAUUCACUUAGUUUCCGGGAUCCAAAGUUUUGUCGCAGGCCUUUCUCUCCUACCUCUCCACAUCUGUCAGAGCUAAAAAAAGGAAUAAGGUUCUUCUCAUCCUUGAAAUUUUUUAACAGAGCCACAGGUGAAGAUCGAACAGACAAUUUGAAGUGUUUGACAGGUUGGAAAGUCUCUUUAAAGGCUAUUUUGUCCCUGUGGGAAAAAUUAUACCAUGAAGGUAUUGCAUCUUUUUUAGUUACCAGGCAACUAAAUCAAGAUCCUCUUGAAAACUUCUUUGGCUCUAUAAGACAGCAAGGUGGUAACAAUGAUAAUCCUACCCCUGUCCAGUUCAAGAGGGCUUACAGAAAGCUUUUUCACUCAAAUUUGCUACAUGUUGCCAGUGGCAAUUGUGAGGAAGACAAAGAUGAGCCUCUAACAAACUUAUCUGUCCUUAAUGAAAUUGCACGCAAUGAUAUCCACUUGCAGUCUAAUGCAUUGCAAUUAAUAUCACCAGACUACAGGACAGAUAAUAUUCAGAGCCAUAUUAUAAGUGAAAAUGCUAUCGCCUAUGUGGCAGGCUACUUACUGAGGAAAACAUUUAAUAAACAUAAAUGUGAUACCUGUGAAAAGGCUGUGGUGAAUGAUACCACUAACAACAUCAGACAUACUUUUCUGCACUUUAAAUCUUAUGAAGCAAAUUCCUCUUCUCAUGGAGGACUGAUAGUGCCCUCUGAAAGUAUGCUCCAGUACGUUGUUGAAUUGGAAGAUCAAUUUGUAGGCUACUUUUCCAGCCUAAAGAAAACAAAAGGAGUUGGAAAUGAGCUUCUUGACAUCCUGGAUAGAGUCACUCUUCAACAACCAUGUGCUUCAUUUGCAAAAAAAUAUCUUCUUAUGUUAUUUAUUAGAAUGCGUAUAUAUUAUUGCUUAAAAUUUGCAAACAGAGAGUUAAAGUCAUCAAAAAGAAAAAAUAGAAAAUAUUUAAAAAUAGUCCAUCUGUAGAUCAGAACUUCUUUGCAUCUUCACAAAGCCUUACAUUAUUUGAAUUCUUAACACCAUUAUCCUAUGCCAUAUUAUAUUUUCUUUUAUCAGUUAUC
Molecule: messenger RNA, 18589 nt
Organism: Rhopilema esculentum
Lineage: Eukaryota; Metazoa; Cnidaria; Scyphozoa; Rhizostomeae; Rhizostomatidae
Source: RefSeq, a predicted model, not a curated record